Molecule: messenger RNA, 378 nt
Organism: Gryllus bimaculatus (two-spotted cricket)
Lineage: Eukaryota; Metazoa; Arthropoda; Insecta; Orthoptera; Gryllidae
Source: the annotation of a GenBank genome assembly
AUGACAGCGGGAAGUGUAGCCUGGGUUGGCGGGACGGAGGCCGCCUUCGAACGCCAAGCAGCGACCGUCUCCAUUAGACCCGGUGUUCCUGAAGACCAUGCCUACACCAAGGCGUGGCGGCCGGCGGGGUCUGUUCACCAUGUGGGCUGCUGCCGCCGCCGCGGUGGCAAGCCUGUACUACGGCAUGUACUUGUCAGCGCUGAACGUGAUGACGGUGCAGCCAGGGCUGCCACCCAGAGCGAGUGCAGUCAGGAGGCCGCCUUUAGACGGCAGGCAGCGGCAGUCUCCAAGAGACCAGAUGCGUCCCUGGAGGCCCGCCUACGCGAAGCGUUGGUGGCCGGCGGCUGCCCCAACCCGAGCGCUGCGCCGCUCACGUAG